UGCCGUUGUCAAAGGAUUGCAAGAGAGUAAACCCUUGUCCACAAUAGUCCACAUAUACGUUUUACUCGUUUUUACAUUCUCACUCAAAUAAAACAUUAGUAAAUUAAAAAUAUUUGAAUGUAAUUACAACAAUAUUAAAAUAUCGAAGGAAUUUAGUACUACAUAAUAACGAAUCAUUAUAUACUUUAUAGAUAAUAAUAAUGAAGUCGGGAAAAGUAUGUAUAAUUUUAUUUGUCAUUUUUCACUGUAGUUUUGCAAAAAAAUAUCAAAAAGAAGAUAAACCUGAAUGGGCCAAAAAGGAUAUAAGAGAUUACUCAGAUGCUGAUAUGGAACGUUUACUUGAUCAAUGGGAAGAAGAUGAAGAACCGCUACCAGAAGAUGAGCUUCCUGAACACCUGCGGAAGCCUCCACAUAUAGAUCUAACACAGAUGGAUAUGUCUAACCCUGAAUCAGUGUUACAAGCUACUAAAAAAGGCCAAACAUUAAUGAUGUUUGUAACUGUUGCUAAUAAACCUUCCAGAGCUAGAACUGAGGAGUUGACAAAAAUCUGGCAAGCUGGUCUAUGGAGUAACCAUAUACAAGCAGAAAGGUAUUUGAUUGAUGAUGAUAGAGCUAUAUUUAUGUUCAAAGAUGGCUCACAAGCGUGGACAGCUAAAGAAUAUUUCCUAGAGCAAGAUGAAUUGAAAGAUGUUCAGUUAGAGAGUCAAACAUAUACAGGGAAAAAGUCUGAUGUUAGAAAUAAAGCUGUAAGGGAUGAAUUAUAGAUCUGAGUUACUAAUG
This is a messenger RNA of Achroia grisella, 780 nucleotides long. It is a transcript of the gene boca, whose product is annotated as LDLR chaperone boca-like. The transcript has 3 exons. Bases 201 to 764 code for a protein of 187 amino acids. The record is from RefSeq and is a predicted model, not a curated record. Gene Ontology annotation, biological process: protein folding. Lineage: Eukaryota; Metazoa; Arthropoda; Insecta; Lepidoptera; Pyralidae.